Uranotaenia lowii is the source of this 2124-nucleotide messenger RNA. RefSeq lists its product as uncharacterized. The coding region runs from base 1 to 2124 and encodes 707 amino acids. The transcript has 2 exons. The record is from RefSeq and is a predicted model, not a curated record. NCBI's taxonomy places the organism in Eukaryota, Metazoa, Arthropoda, Insecta, Diptera, Culicidae. Gene Ontology annotation, molecular function: zinc ion binding; nucleic acid binding.
AUGGCUGACGAGCUUCGACACUUGUCUAAAAAAGAACGAAUCUUAGAAAAUUUACUUGAAAAUUUGGAAGAUUUCUUAGAAGAAUACGACGAUGUUCGAGAUCAAGGGUCACUCCAACCACGAUUAGCCAAAUUAGAAGAAGCAUACAAUACGUUUUGUGCAGUGCGGAUUGAGAUUGAGUCUAUCUUAGAAGAUAUGGAUUCGGUGAACGAAAAAGGUGACGACGACGACGACGAGGAAAGAGCGAUGAGAAAGGAAACUCGAAACAGGGAAAAUAAGAAAAUUUUCAAGGAAUUCGUGAACCGGUAUUUCUUGCUUAAACAACAGCUACUGUCGAAGAUGAAGGUGAUUCCUGCUCGACCAACAGAACGCAGAUCUACUGUUUCCGAUUCAGUUUUACCGUGUCAUACGAAAUAUCCUGAGUUGACGCUGCCAACAUUCUGCGGAGAACUUUCGGAAUGGAUCAACUUCCGGGAUAACUUCAGGUCACUGAUUCACGACAACGCACAGCUCAACGACAUGGACAAGUUCAAUUACCUUCGAACAUCCUUGAGAGAUGACGCGCUCCUCCAGAUUAACCAGAUCCAAGUAUCAGCGCUGAAUUACGGCCUGGCCUGGAACAUUUUACAAAAUAAGUACGAGAACCAUAAGUUAAUAGCCCAGGAGCACAUGAGAGCACUUUUCGCAGCACCUGUAAUGAGGACAGAAAAUUUUGAAGGGUUAAAUGCGUUGCUGACGACAUUCAAAACUAACCUUCAACAGUUGGAAAAAUUGGGCCAGAAAACAAGCAAUUGGAGUACCCUAUUGGCGUUCAUGUUAUCACAAAAACUGGACACAGAUACAUACCGCCUCUGGGAAACUCACCAUGCUUCUAAAAAAGUGCCUUCCUACGAAGCCAUGGUUGAGUUCCUAGAAAACCAGUGUUUUAUCUUACAGUCGACGGCUAGUCGAAGUGGGAACGAUAACCGAUGGAAUUACAGAGCCCCCAUAAGCCACAGCACGAUUGCAGUAGAGAGAUCAUGCCCUGUCUGCAGAAAUGGACCGCACAAGACCGAAGAUUGUUCGAGAUUCAACCGUAUGAGGGUAAUCGAUCGAAAAAGUUUAGUUCGACAGUUAGGUCUGUGCUUCAACUGUUUGGAUUCCGGACAUUUUGUAGCAGACUGUUUGUGUGAUUCCUGCCCAAAAUGUGAACAACGCCAUCAUUUUCUGUUGCAUCCGUACUCUCCAAGCCAAAGUAGCCGACAGUACGUACAGAGUUAUUCUCAAUCUCCACGAAGACCUCAACGCGCGGACAGUCAAACAAGAAGGCAACCUGAUACUCAUCAAGCUCAGUCCCGGAUGAAUAGCGAUCAGUUUACACAAAACAACUUCCAAUCUCUACAACAGCCACCUCCCACAAACACGCCCACAGUUAGUCACCACACUACUCUACUCAGCACACAACGGAACACCCACACUACUCUCUUAUCAACAGUCGUUGUUUUGCUAGCCGAUAACAACGGGAAAAAAGUCCUAGCACGUGCAUUAUUAGACAAUGGGUCUCAACUUUGUUUAAUGACAGAGAAUCUGUCGGAAAUAUUGAAAUUGAAGCGUUUUCAAGAAAUUCUUCCCAUAAAAGGGGUAGGAGGGUCUAUGAAUGUUUCAAAGGAAUCUGUUUUAACUCGUAUUGCGUCACACACGUCGUCGUUUAGUACUGCCGAAAUGAAAUUCCAUUUGCUGCCGGAAAUCACCUUGAAUUUGCCCCAGAAAAGCUUUGACACUAGCACCUGGAAUCUACCAUCGUCCAUCAACCUAGCAGAUCCUGAUUUUAACAAAUCAAGUUCAGUUGAUCUAGUGUUGGGAGUUUCAACUUUCUACGACUUGUUGUUAACGGAGCAGAUGAAGAUCACUGAUGCAGGCCCAAUCCUACAGAACACUCACCUGGGAUGGAUUGUCGCAGGAGAACUACCGGAAACCACAGUUAUGUCGUGCAGCGUAAUGAUGUCUAGAGAGCUUUCUGGCGAUUCAACGAAGGAUUUGUUUCACUCUAUGAUGACCAGUCCAGAGAGCCCGGGAGAUCACAUGCUGUUGACAGAUAAGUAUGCCCCCAUUAUUGGGGCGCUAAAGGCUAGGAGCGGCAAAUAA